AUGACUGAUAAUAUCAAUUCAUGUGAUUUGCAAGCGUCGGAUCUUAAUGAUAAUCAACCACCAUCAAUACAAUCCGGUGAACUUUAUCACACAAGUAUACCCGGUUCAAUUCUUCUUCCCAUGGCAACUAAAUGUCCAACAGAAAUUUUUUCUUUACUUCGUCAUGGAAAACUUGAUGUAUUUCGUCAAUCAGUAGAUAUUUAUCAUCAAGAUAUUAUAAAAAUGAAAAAUGAACAUGGACAAACUGUAUUACACUUUUUCACAAUACACGCUUUUCCACAUUUAUGGGUGCGUUUGUUAUUGAUGCGUGGAUGUGAUCCAUGUUGUCAAGAUAAUGAUGGACAUACAGCAGUACAUUAUGCAGUAGAAAGAGAUGAUGUUGAAAUGUUGAAAGCAUUAACAUUACGAUUCGGUUCUCAAAUUAAAUUAUUCCCAGAAGAAGCGGUAAAAGCAAUUCAUGAACGCUGUUUAAAAGCUUUGUCAGUACGGGACAAACAUGGUUUAACUCCUUUCAUGAUAUCAUGUCAAUAUGAAUCUAUAAAAUGUUUUAAUUAUUUAAUUCAAUUGAAAAUUAAUGAUGCAAAUUUAAAAGAUAAUUAUGGUGAUACAUGUUUAUAUUAUGCUGUUGCUCGUCGAAAUGAAAUGUUCGUAGAUAAAUUAAUAAAAGAAUGCAAUGCUGAUGUAAAUGACGGUGAUAAAAAUCGACCAAGUAUUCUUGAUGUAUUACAAUUUAAUCGAGAACAACAAAAACCAUUUGAUAGAACAAAGGAUGAUUCAAUCGAGCAAAUACUUCUAGCAAAUAAUGCUGUUAAUCGUCGUCGAAUACGACGUACUUUUAGUAAACGUCAAAUGUCAGUGGAUAAUGAUGAAUCGACUAUAUCCAACUUAGCUUGUCUUUCAGUUGAUUCCAUAGCAGAUCCAUCUAUAGAAACAGCAAGAAACUAUGCUCGACUUGCAUUAUCAUAUGAAACUAAACGUGAUAUUAAUAAUGCUCAUGAAUCCUAUAAACUUGCCAUGAAUUCUGUACCAAAUAAUAUACUCGAUUGGGCUGAUUAUGCAGUUCCUGUAGCUACAACACAUUUAGUUCGUGGUGAAAAUCAAUUAGCAAUUGAUUUAUUACAACAAGCAUUAGCGUUAAGACAACGAUUUGAAAAAGAUACUGAACAAAUCUCUCGUAUCAAAAAUUUACUUGCAAAAUAUUCCAAAACUGAUUAA
This is a messenger RNA of Adineta steineri, 1215 nucleotides long. The record is from the annotation of a GenBank genome assembly. NCBI's taxonomy places the organism in Eukaryota, Metazoa, Rotifera, Eurotatoria, Adinetida, Adinetidae.